Callorhinchus milii (elephant shark) is the source of this 3555-nucleotide messenger RNA. RefSeq names its product NKD inhibitor of WNT signaling pathway 2b (gene nkd2b). Gene Ontology annotation, cellular component: cytoplasm. The record is from RefSeq and is a predicted model, not a curated record. The transcript is spliced from 10 exons. Gene Ontology annotation, molecular function: calcium ion binding. The coding region runs from base 97 to 1512 and encodes 471 amino acids. Gene Ontology annotation, biological process: negative regulation of Wnt signaling pathway. Lineage: Eukaryota; Metazoa; Chordata; Chondrichthyes; Chimaeriformes; Callorhinchidae.
CACACACACACACUCACUCACACACACACUUCCCAAAUGCUUUUCUCGGCGUGGAGGCGGAUGAGGGAAUAGUAGCAGCUGCGAAACCAAAAAGAAAUGGGCAAGUUUCAGUCAAAACAUGCAGCUUGCAAACGACGAGAGAAUCCAGAAGGAGACAGCUUUGUGGUCAAUGCCUACCUGAGCCGCCGAGGUUUGGAGGAGUUUGAGCGGCAGCGAGUGGCCGGUGGUGGUGGCGGCGGUGGCGGCGGUGUGGAGCAGCCGAAACUGCGCGGAUACCGACGCUUCUCCACCACAGAGCUGCUGAAUGGAGAACUGAAAGGAGGGCAGUUCCUUGAUGACCAGUGCCCCCUAGAGGUGGUGCUUCCCCCAGAGAAGGCCGAAGGAUGUGAAGGAUUUCCACUGACAUUUAGUCAAGAUGAAGGGGAAAAAUAUUUGAAUAAAGAAGCCAACAGAAAAAAGCGAUUGAAUUUUGAUGAGCUUGAGUGCAACGUGUCGGUAGAAGAGGACAAUCGGCAGGAAUGGACCUUCACCCUUUAUGAUUUUGAUAACAGUGGCAAAGUUACCAAAGAGGACAUGUCCAGCCUGAUGCACACAAUCUACGAAGUUGUAGAUGCUUCAGUAAACCAGUCCGCUACCAACAGCAAGACCCUGAGAGUGAAGCUAACAGUGUCCCCUGAACCCGCCAACAGGAAGAAGGAUGGCUUCUCAGCCAGUCAAGAUCGAGAAAACAAUCGCUGUAAGAGUGAAGCUGAGCACUCAGAGGAGGUGAAGUGUUCGGAUAAAAGACUUUCGGCUCAGAUGAGAAGAUAUAACAGCGACCAGCACAAUUCUAACAUGCGUGAACAUUACUGUGUGGACGAGAACACCGAACGAAGAAACCAUUACUUAGACUUGGCUGGGAUCGAGAACUACACGUCUAAAUUUGGACCAGGUUCUCCGCCACUGCAGACUAGACAAGAACAUCAUGGGAAAAGCUCUCAUUCUCAGAAUAGGUCGCGAUCCCAGGAAUCUGAGACCCACAACGGGCAUCAACGUAGAUCCCAGGUCCUCACGGAUUAUCCCGCUCCAUUUGCCAUUGGGGAUCAGAACGGGACGAGGCUAGUGGAAGCGCAGCCCAGGCUGAAAUGUCAGGAGAAACAGUUUGUGAAGUCUCCCAAAGGAGCGGGGAAAGCUCCGGUCAUCCCAGGCAGUGGAAAUAAGGCAGGGAAAGGUCAUUACAUGCCCGCCCCGACAUCACAGCCCAACCAUGUGGGACACGACCUCUACCACUUCCAACAGCAGCAGCAGCAGCAGCACGGCCAUAAAAAGUACAGGCAACGAACAAAGGAUAACCACUCCCCGCUGAAGGCAACUCACACACAGCCCACCGCACUGGAGCACGAGUACCUGCGGGACCUGCCCCCGGUGAUGUCUGGCGAUGGCUACGUCAUUCCUGUCAUUCAGAGACACGAACAUCACCACCAUCACGAGCACCAUCACCACCACCACUACCACCACUAUCACCAGUCGUGAGGAGCCACAGUCGGUGGCAGUAAGCCACGCGCUCAUCAGAAUGCCUGUACUUUGUUCCGCACUAUCGUGGCCACCAUCACUUCUGAGCUAGCACUCGGAAGGAGCCACCCAUACACACACAUGCGUAAGCACCACACGCACAUAUGCCCACAUAACAUGCGUACACUCCCUGUACACGUACAUUUACACACCACGCACAUGUACCUUUACACACCAUGCGCACAGAUAUUUACACACAAAACUUUGCGCACACAUACAUACGACGUAUAUAUACACCCACACGCCAAGCUUACACGAAACCGGACGGGAACAAACUGGCUCAAUUUUACUCAGCUGAGAAAUGGUUCCAUCAUGUUGCAAUUUUUCUCCCAAAAGAAAUAAUUCAGUAUAAACUGAUAAUGUGUGUGGAUAGAUUUGAAUGUGGAUAUUAAUCACUUUUCUUCUCCCCAAUGUCUGCACGACUUUGGAACUCAGGUGAGAUGUGCAGCUCCUCAGCUGCACAUAUGAACUGUCCUCCACAAAGCACAGGCCAACUUUAUAUUGUUUUUUUAUAUUAUUAUUAUUAAUAAAAUACCCAAGAAAGUUUGAAACACCACUGCCAUUACUCUGCUGCAUAAGAAAUGUACUGUUAUGUAAACAUCAAACUUUAUUACAUGUAUUAGUAACUGAAAGAAUUUUUUAUAUUGGACUGAGUACCUUUCGCUCACGACUUUGUGGUAAUGUGGGUCUAAGCUACAAAAUGAAGCUUUCUUACUGUAAGUCCUCUGCUCGAUCCACAAGCUAUUGGGCAGUUGGCUUCACUUGCUGAAGCAGAUGGCCUGUACAGGGGGCACCUUUAUUGAAGUGUAUUAUGUUAUGAAUUGACGCAUAGAAUAGCCUAAAGCCUGUGAGUAUGUAUUACGCCAUAAGACUGAAUGUAACACUUUGUAACCAAUUUUUAUAAUUUAUUCCUAUAUAUUGAGCAAUUUUUUUAAUUAUAUCCUCUUCUUCAAAUUCUUUCAUUGACACCAACAACAAUAAAGGCACGCUGUCUUCAUGGAAAGUCGCCAAAAAUGUCUGUGGGGAGUGGUGGGGUGGGGAGGAGAGACGGAGAAAGAGAGAGAUGGUAGGAGAAUGUGACAAACUAUUUAAUCAGUGCAUUUCCAAAUAAACUUUGCUGAUGUUUCAUGAAGCCGGUGUCCCUUUAAGAAGCCAGGGUCAUUUUAUUUAGUGAAUACUUGCUGAUAUAGCAGUAGGAACUGGGUCCAACACUCCCUGUUUACUGCUCCACUGUUAAAGGGGUGGCAUUUUCAGCAUGAAGUAUCUUUAAACCACCUCACCUGGUUGCUAAACAGCAUGAGGUGGGGAUGAGUAGACGGGCAAUGAAAUGAUGCCAUUUCCUCUGUCGCUACUAAUUUAUUUGUUUCCUGGUUUUAAUUUUUUCAAAAACGACUAAAAUAUUGGGGAGGGGGAGGGGGGCGCGGGGAAGAGGUGUUGUAAAGUUCACAUUGCAACGGAGUGCGCUUAUGCUUGUACAGCUUAAACCUGCAGAAACAGCAGUUUCCAGAAUUAACUGUUCCAGGAAACGAAUCUGCUAAAACGCCUUCAUUGAGGUGAAAAUGCCCCUUUAAUCGAGCGCAAAUAUAUCAGAUGCCCCUCUCUAUAACCUGCUCCUCAACACAACACACUUGCUUGUAUGGUUCCCAAAGAUCUUGUUGCACACAGAGAGGAUCUGCUGUACUAAAGAGGACUCAUCAAAGCUGUGUAUCGCUGUCUUACAACCAGCCAAUGUGUCCGAAUACCAAAGCAAUAUAUCCUACCUUACUGUAACCGUAUUCUUACAUUCCAAUGUUGUGCGGAUUUCCCCCCCACCUUUUAUUAUGUCGCCAGUAUUCUCCCAGUUAUAUUAUUGUAGCUAACAAAACUAGUGAAUGCCAUAUUGUAGUGAUAUUUUUGUAAAAACAAAGCCUUUCGUAAUAGUUCUACUUUAUUGGAUUUCAUUCUGAGAUUUUUGUAUAGUAUUGUACAUGGACUUAAUUAAAUGUAUUAUUUAUUUAAUACCAA